Molecule: messenger RNA, 928 nt
Organism: Nestor notabilis (Kea)
Lineage: Eukaryota; Metazoa; Chordata; Aves; Psittaciformes; Psittacidae
Product: sodium channel protein type 5 subunit alpha-like
Exons: 6
Biological process (GO): neuronal action potential; sodium ion transmembrane transport; membrane depolarization during action potential
Cellular component (GO): axon; voltage-gated sodium channel complex; plasma membrane
Molecular function (GO): voltage-gated sodium channel activity
Source: RefSeq, a predicted model, not a curated record
AUGGCUGACUUCUUGUUACCACCGGGUACUAACAGCUUCCACCGGUUCACGCCUGAAUCCUUGGCUGCUAUUGAGAAACGAAUUGCGGAGAAGGUCGCAAGGAAUGCGAAGCAGGAAUACAGAGAGCAGCUGGGUGAAGAUGAGAAACCUCAGCCUCAGUUUGAUUUGCAAGCUUGCAAGAAGCUGCCCGAUAUCUAUGGGACUGUUCCUCCAGAGCUCAUUGCGGAGCCUUUGGAGGACCUUGACCCUUACUACAAUGAUCGUAAGACAUUUAUAGUACUGAACAAAGGGAAGACAAUCUUUCGAUUUAGUGCCACUCCUGCCUUGUAUAUACUUAGUCCUUUCCAUCCAAUCAGAAGAGCAGCAAUUAAAAUUUUGGUACAUUCAUUGUUCAGUAUGUUUAUUAUGUGCACUAUUUUAACUAAUUGUGUGUUCAUGGCACAAUCAGAGACUCCGUCCUGGAAUAAAUAUGUUGAGUACACUUUCACUGGCAUUUAUACUUUUGAGUCACUGAUAAAAAUACUGGCGAGAGGAUUUUGCAUGACAGAAUUCACCUUCCUUCGAGAUCCAUGGAACUGGCUGGAUUUCAGUGUUAUUGUUAUGGCAUACAUAACUGAAUUUGUGGACCUGGGCAAUGUCUCAGCCUUACGAACGUUCAGAGUACUGCGGGCGCUGAAAACAAUCUCAGUCAUUUCAGGACUGAAGACCAUUGUAGGGGCACUUAUCCAGUCUGUUAAGAAACUUGCCGAUGUGAUGAUCCUGACCGUUUUCUGCUUGAGUGUCUUUGCCCUCAUAGGCCUUCAGCUCUUCAUGGGCAAUUUGCGGCACAAGUGUGUCAGGGACUACACCAAGUUUAACUCCACCAAUGGCACAUUGUAUUUGGAUGGUCGAGUGUGGAACACCUCAGAGGAAUUUCUUAGUGAUCCAG